Caenorhabditis sp. 36 PRJEB53466 is the source of this 5687-nucleotide messenger RNA. NCBI's taxonomy places the organism in Eukaryota, Metazoa, Nematoda, Chromadorea, Rhabditida, Rhabditidae. The record is from the annotation of a GenBank genome assembly.
AUGAACAGCUCUGGUGCGGCUCGAAUCGAGCACUUUCUGGCUCUUUGCUGCUACGGCGGCGAGCCGUUUGUCGAUUUUCACACCAAUGAGAGCAUCGAUCCGACGGACUGGUCCGCCGAUUUGGUCAAAGGUGCGUUCGAGUGGUCUUGAGCACUUUCAGAGCAUGUCAGACCCCAUUUUUUCAACUGUCGGGAUCCAACCACAACAGACUCAUGAGCACCACAUUUUUGACAAUGUCGACAGAGAUUUCAAACCGAACAAGACGUGGCAGGUCUUUGGGAUAGUGGAAAAUGCUCGAGAAUGCUCAAAAAUGCUCGAGAAUGCUCAAAAAUGCUCGAGAAUGCUCAAAAAUGCUCGAGAAUGCUCAAAAAUGCUCGAGAAUGCUCAAAAAUGCUCGAGAAUGCUCAAAAAUGCUCGAGAAUGCUCAAAAAUGCUCGAGAAUGCUCAAAAAUGCUCGAGAAUGCUCAAAAAUGCUCGAGAAUGCUCAAAAAUGCUCGAGAAUGCUCAAAAAUGCUCGAGAAUGACCACAAGCUCAACAAUCUCAUUUCAGACGUCAACGAAACGAUCGGCUCGAACCUGACUCAGUCCAUAGAAUCCAUCGGAGUGGACUUGGCGCAGUGCCAAAUGUUCAACAUCACGUUCACUAAUUUGGCCGACCAAUUCUUGUUCGACACUUAUAAGGCCAACUUUUUGUGCAGGUUUGUGCAGCGGGACACUUUAUUCAAGACGCUAUAUCUCGGCUGCUGAUAGAGAUGUCGAAAAGUUGUCAAUCUAUAAAAUACUCAUUAGGAAAUUGUCUACAUUUUACCAGUUGACCACUUUUUGAUACCUUUACCGGCAGCUGAGAUAUAUCAUUCGAAAUGAACAGAACUCUGUGUAGUAUGCUAAAUUUCCGUAUAGAAAUGUCUAUUUUACCACUCAUUUCCCGUCAUCAUUCACUCAUUAUCAGUGAGACUGGGUGACACUAAUCUUUCUCGCCCUUAUCGCUUAGUUCCCUUUCAUUUUGCCCUUUUCACUACUAUUUUCAAUUCAUUACUCCCGCCCCGUUCCUCAAAAGUUAUAUUAUGUUUCCCCGGGAUUUAUCAUCGCCCAACAACUGUUCUACUUUCUCUGCGUCUCCUCCAAUCCGCACACUAUUUCUCGGCAACUUUUGUUGCAUUAUGUGCAGUACAACAUUAAGAUUUAGAGAUGUGUGGAGGAUUACAUCCUCUUCGGAGGGUUUGAAGUGGAAAUGGGAGGUGUAAUAUCACAUUAUCAUUUCGUUUCGCUUCACUUUCAAACUAUGCUCUCAGUUUCUUCAUUUCAAACCUUAUUUUUCCUCCAUUUUCUCACUCUUUUGAACGUUUUUUUUUGGGUGAGUCGUUUGGACCUUCUCUAUUCAUUCGGAUCAUUCACUAAACUAAAGUGUAGGACCCCUCCUCCCAAUACCGUUUCUUUAAAACGCUAUAUCUUAGUUGUGUGUAGAGAUAUUAAAAAGUUGUCAACUAAUAAAAUACUCAUUAGGAAAUUGUCUACAUUUUAUCAGUUGACCACUUCUUGAUAUCUCUACAGCCAGCUGAGAUAUAUCGUUUAGAAUGAGCGGUAUUAUGGUGCAUCCCAUAAUUUCGCGUAAUUUGUUCCCUUUUCCAGUCAGCUAGAAGCCUGGAAAUUCAAUGCCUUUCCCCCCUUUCUCUUCCAUUUUUUCAUUUCGACGUUGCUCGUUGUUUGAUGCUCGGCGGCUCCCCCCGAGCGCAUUUUUUCAUUUCGACUCGAAAAAUGUACAUGUGGUGUACAUCAACUUCCUCUUUUUUCCCUACUGAUAUUGUGUUUUCCACAAAAUGAGGCCAAACUAUUUGUGGGCGGAGCCAGCGACUUCUUCUUUCUCUGGGUCAUCUCUAUUUCACUCUCACUCGUGCUUGUAUGUAUAAACAAUCGAAACGAGAAGAGUUUGAAGUUUGUAUUGUCAUUUUUGAGACACUUUCUGUUGGAAUUCCGGCUAUAACAACUUAUUUUCCAAAAAGAAUUCCGCCUAAAAAUCUAGUAGAAACUUAAUUUUCACAAAUUUCCAGGUGCCCAAUCGGCCGAACCGGUCAAAGUUGUGAAUUGGAGCAGCCGAUCGCGUUGGCUCUCUCGCAAGACGAUUCAUUUUCGCCGCCGCCGCCGAACCCAAUGGUUAUGCUGCUCGUCAUUGCGGCUGUCGUGCUCGCGCUCAUGGUCGUUCUAGCUAUGGUUAGUUUGGGGUCACAACAAAUCUCUCUCUGAACCGAUCGAAUUUCACCGCCCCCCCCCCAAUUCUUCGCCACUUUUUAUUGUCAUUCGAUCCCGCGCUUCUCUACUUUUUCUCAUGCUCAAGGACUCCGAGGGAUUCUUUCAAAGACUGCCAAUAUGCUUGGGUGUUUGUUCACGAAAUCAGGAGGGUUCUUGGAAUGUUUUUCCAUUCUUCGUGAGCACAAAAAUGAUUUUAUCACCUCGCGGACUCGAACUUGACACUUUUGGACUUUCCAGAUCUGCAAUCGUCGCUUUUAACCACUGCGCCACGUGGUUAUGGCGCCUAGCGCCAACUCGGUCUUCUUUUCAAAUAGCUGCCCCGGAAAUGAGUGUUUUCUGCAAAAAUAGACUCGGUGCUCUUCGUUUUUGUCCCUAUUUGCCGACAUUGUUUUAUGACCUCCCCCCCCCCUCCCCGGGGUGGCGCUUUGUUUGAUUUGAACCAAAUUUGGCAGUUAUUCGAUACUUUUUCGGCACAAAAUCGGGGGGAGAAUGAUGAUCAUGAUUCAGAGUUCAUUUUUAGAAACUUGUCGAGUUGGAGGCUUUACCGCUUUUGUGCAAGUUUUCGACACAUUUCGCAACCUUCCUCUGCGGUUGCGAAACGUCCUACACGAGAGGACUCAAAAAUUGAGCCGCCGGACCCCUUUUUCCAUUUUUCCGAUGGAAAACUCGGCGAAAGAGCACGAGAAUUGAGGAGAGCACAGAGAAAUGAGAGAAAAACGAAAGUGGGGGGUGGGAGAAGCCGAAAACGGAAGGGAGAAGCCGUUAUUUUGGAGACGACGAGACUCGAGUCAAGGCUUUUCCUUUUUCUGCGGCGGGCCGGCUCUUUUUUGGCCGUUUUAACUGGCUUGUUUCCAUAAUCUUUUGUGCUCCUUUACGGCUCUUCUUAGGCCGUGUUUAGGCUCUUUUUAGGCCACAAAUAGCCUGAAAAAUUGCCAAAGAACAAACAUAGUUUCUAGACUGCGAUUCCAGCCCAUUCUCCUGACUCAUUGUCCCCUGAAACGACCUUUCACAACGAGUCCAUAUUUGCUCUUCCUUAAAAUUUUUAUAGACUUUGUCUGAAAACCUUCUUCUUCUUCUUCUUCUUCUUCUUCUUCUUCUUCUUCUUCCAGAGUCUCAAUUUCCGAUUUCCUCACCUCAUAAAAUCGCCGAUCACACGCUUCUCUUAUCACUUUUUUGGUUUGAUAAGAAAAGUGCAUUGGAUGCAGAUUUUGGGGUGGAGCAAGAGGUGCACGCAGAGGGCAUUUAAAAGUGUUAGCAAUGCUCGGAAAGUGCACAUUAUUCGUGGUUUUCUAGGGCCAAAAUGAUCGAGUUGUUUGACUACUUUGGUCCCUAAAAGUUGGAGUAAAGCCUAAAAAAGGUGGUCCCCUCCAAAUCGAUUCCAAUUUUCCACCUUUUCCAUUUCCUUUUUCCAUAAAUCCAUCCGUCACUCUUUCUACGAGCUCUCGCUGCUCUUUUUCGCCGCCAACGACUACUUUAAGCUCUUUUCCCCUCGUUUUCUGCUCCUCUUUCACUUCUUCUUCUUCUUCUUCUUCCUCUUCUUCUUCUUCUUCUUCUGCUUCUACUUCUUGAGCGUAAAAAGAGGAUGAAAGUGAGAGAAUGCGGGAAAAAAAGAGACGAAGAGAAAUGGGAGCUCACGCAAUGAAACGGGUUGUUGGCCGGGGGAGCAGAGCGGGAAAAAGUGGUGCAUGUCGGCGCUGGUGGGCUCUUUUUUCCUGGAGCUCUUCGAGUUUGGAGCCAACAUGCGGUGAGAGUUAUUGUCUUCUUCUUCUUCUUCUUUUUUCAUUUUUUGAUCUAUUCCCUCCAGAUGUUCUCCGAAAACCUCGCCAAAAGUGUCUUCCUAGCGGUGUCUUCAUUGAUUUUCACUUUUUUGAGGGAAAACUUCUAGAAGCUGCAGAUUUUUGAGUCCAGUUUGACAAAUGAGCAAAAACACAUGCUCCGGGGCCGUUGUUUGUCGUCUAGAACCUUUCGAAACCCAUUUUUCGGUUUUCUUGUAAAAAAUCACUGAAAAUCAAGGCUCCAGAGCCGUUUCAAAUGUGAAAUCAUCAUUUCAUGUACGUGUCAGUACCGCUUCCGGUCACAAACCAAACAAAAACACGUGUCCUCAUUGACCACUCGUUCUUAUCUUUCUUUCCGUUCGCUUUGCACUCGUCACCGCCGUUUUUUUUGCUCUUUUUAGUGAUUUUGUGCAAAAAAGACCCGGUUUUAGGACCUGGAACAUUUGAAUGAAUUAGAUUUCACAACCGAAAGCUUCUGGAUUUCAUAACUUCUUCUGUCGAGAGUUUAGCGCAACCAACAUGUGGCCGGGAGAAAACUCAUUAUUUUGUACAGAUGUUGGUCGUCUAAAAACGAGUUUUAGAAGAGUUCCAGUUCAUUUUUUUUGGACUUUUCGAGCAAAAAUGUACUAACAUACCAAUUUUUGACGAUUCUAAGAGCUUUGGAUCCCCUAGAGCUCGAGGAAUCGAAAGUGAAAUCACUUUUGACUCCGCCAAUUGGGCGCCAUCGUGACCCAUUCAAAAUUUGUUUUCUUUUAUUUAUUUGGAGAAGCUGGGCAAGUGGAUAACGUCACUCUUUUUUUGUGCGACAAACUCCACUGUUUUGCAACUAUCUGGUAAUAGAUGCUCGGUGGCCUAACUUUCCCCCGUGUAUUUCCUAGGCCAUGUACAUGAACAAUGAGCAAAUAGACACUUGAAAUGAUAGCGUUAACACAGUAUUAUCUUUUCGUUUCGGGUGCACUAACCUCAUCCCUCCCUCUCAGUUAGACAAACAAAAAAAAACUUGUUUGACAAUGGAUUAUCACCUGCUUUUCAUCCAUUUCUCUUGCUAACAUUUCGUGUAGAAGGGACCCACUAUAAUAUUGUUGUUUUCUUUCAGAUGGUCAAGGGCUGCUUCUGCGAUUGUUUCGGUCCGUUCGCACGCGAGGAUCCGUACGAUAAGCCGCUGGAUCCGGAAGACGUUCGACGCUGUCUUCAGAAGGUUCGCGAGAAUCAGGCGGCCAGGGUGAGCGCAAAGAUUGAUUGUGUCAAAAAGCAUUGGGGCUAGCGAGAGAGGACUAGAAAAAGCUAGGCCACUCUGGAUUUCAGCUCUCAAACAGUUCUAGGUGUGAAAUUCUAGGCCAAACUUUCCCUAGUCAAAACUAGUCCAUGCAAUUUCAUUCCUCUUUCAGGAAAUGGCCCUAGAACCUCUUGUAAGUCACCCACCACCACCAGCAAUGGUUUCGGAAUCCUACUCGGCCCCGUUCGCUCAAGGACCGCCACCACCACCGCCACCGCAACAGCAACCAGCCGGAUACCCGUCUGCACCGCCCAUGGUAAGAAAUACUGCAGUUGAGAGCCUCCAGUAACUUUUCGUGUUUCCAGCCGUACCGCCCACCGUCUCCACCACCGGCCUACACCGAUAUUGACCGUAACCCGGCGGUUUUGCACAACCGUACCCAAAUCUGA